AUGGGGAAGAAAAAGGGCAGCAGGCGUGACGAAGACGACCCCUUCGCGGAUUUAGGCGAGGAUGUCUCGCAAAACAAUGAAAAAGCUGCUCAAGAAUCAGAAAUCCCAGCCGAAAAGGAGGAAGAGCCAGCUGUAGAGCCACAGACUGGCGCUCCUAAUGAUCAUCAGGAUCCCAGCAAAGAGGCUGAGGCACCCGUCGAAGUGCCCAGGAUCCUGACAAAGAAGGAAAAAGAGCGGCUCAAAAAGGAGCGCGAAAAGGAAAAGAAAAAGGCACAGGCUGCACAGAAGAAGGCUGUUCAACAAAAGCAGGCACCGGCCGAGCAGGAAGACACAAAAGAAGCCACGGCGACAGAGGAAUCAAAUAUGCCCGCCACGGAAGAGCAGGAUGAGGAGGAGGAAGGUGAUGGUGCUGAAGCUCCGACUUCCGCUGCUGAUAAGAAAAAGAAGAAGAAGAAGAAGAAAGCUGCGGAGCCUGCACCUGCGCCACGUAAAGCGCCCAAUGCGGCUAUUGCUGCUUUACAGGCUCGUCUUGCUGCACAGAAAAAGGCGGAAGAAGAAGAGCGCGCCAGAGAGGAAGAGCGACUUCGUCUUAUAGAAGAAGAAGAACGCAAGGAGCGCGAGGAGGAAGAACGGAAAGAAGCCGAGCGUAUUCGGCGCAAGGAGAAAGAGAAAGCGAAGCGUGAGCAACUGCGUAAAGAAGGCAAGCUCUUGACGCCCAAGCAAAAGGCUGAACUCAAGAUCGCUGAGGCGCGCAAGGCUGCCCUUCUUGCUAGCGGAAACAUUUCGAUCGCUGCGAAGCAAGGCACUGACUCUGAAAAGCCUCGUCGACCAACGCAUGACAAGAAGAAGAAACCUCAAAAGAAAGAGCCUGAGCCCGAGACCGCCAAAGAACCCGCCGUGGAACCCGCAGAAGAAGCAGCAAAGGAAGCAGAGGUGGAUAAGGUUCAGCCCGAGUCAAAUGAUGACGACGCCGUCAAGGACGACUGGGAUGCGGAAUCAGAUAACGUUAAGGAUGAUUGGGAGGAGGAGAGUGAAGAAGAGCCAGAGCCCUCAAAAGAGCCAGCCAAUGAGCCCGCCGAGCAGCCUUCGAAGGAACCUGCGAAAGAGCCGGUCGGGAAAGCCCCUACGAAGACGGCUUCUGAGGCCCAUGAAAGCAGUGACAGCGAUGAAGAUGGCAGUGAUGACGACGAGGACAUGUCGACGGCACAGCGUAUGGCACUGGACCGUCGUCAUACUGCCGAACAGCGCCGUAAGGAGCGCACAGAAAAGGCCUUGGCUGAACGCAGUGCGGACAAUCUUCGCAGUCCUAUCUGCUGUAUUUUAGGUCACGUCGACACAGGCAAAACCAAACUGCUGGACAAGGUGCGCCAAACGAGUGUACAGGAGGGCGAAGCUGGCGGUAUUACGCAGCAGAUCGGUGCUACCUACUUCCCUGUGGAAGCGCUGCGUGAAAAGACCAUGGUGCUGAACAAGGGCAACUUUGACUUCAAAGUACCAGGUCUGUUAAUCAUUGAUACGCCAGGACACGAGUCGUUCACGAAUUUGCGUUCGCGUGGUAGCUCUCUGUGUAAUAUUGCGAUUCUUGUCGUGGAUAUUAUGCACGGUCUCGAGGCGCAGACGCUAGAGAGUAUCCGUCUGCUCCGUGACCGCAAGACUCCCUUCAUCGUCGCCCUGAAUAAGGUCGAUCGUUUGUAUGACUGGAAGCCGACGCCCAACAAUGCAUUCCAGGACUCGCUGGCCCAACAGCCAGUGCACACACAAAAAGAGUUUGAGGAGCGUGCUUCCAAGGUCAUGCUGGCAUUUGCUGAGCAGGGCCUGAAUGCUGAAUUGUACUACAAGAACAAGAGCAUGGGUCGUUACGUCUCGCUCGUGCCGACGUCGGCCCUGUCGGGUGAGGGUGUACCUGACAUGCUGCAACUGCUCGUCUCGCUCACACAGACACGUAUGAGCCAGAGUCUUAUGUACCUUUCGGAACUCGAGUGUACCGUGCUCGAAGUCAAGGUUGUUGAAGGUCUUGGUACGACAAUCGAUGUGGUCCUAUCGAAUGGUGUGCUCCGUGAGAGCGAUAAAAUUGUUGUAUGUGGUCUAAAUGGCCCGAUUGUAACACAAGUGCGCGCCCUACUCACGCCGCAACCACUCAAAGAACUGCGUGUGCGUAGUUCGUACGUGCAUCACAAGGAGGUGAGGGCCUCGUUGGGUGUCAAGAUUGCUGCGCCCGAUCUUGACAAAGCUGUGGCUGGCUCGCGUCUACUCGUGUGUACCAAUGAUGAUGAAGAGGAAUUGCUUCGUGAAGAGGUGAUGAGCGAUCUUACAACGCUGCUUAAUUCGGUUGACAAGAGCGGGAAGGGUGUGUGUGUGCAGGCAUCGACACUGGGCUCGCUCGAGGCGUUGCUAGAAUUCCUGCGCGUGAGUAAGAUUCCUGUGAGUGGUAUCAAUAUAGGCCCCGUUUACAAGCGCGAUGUAAUGCGGUGUGCCACGAUGCUCGAAAAGGCGCGCGAAUUGGCCUGUAUUUUGUGUUUCGAUGUGUCGGUGGACAAGGAAGCAGAACGAUUAGCUGAAGAGCUCGGCGUCAAGCUGUUCACGGCCGAUAUUAUUUACCACCUAUUUGACCGCUUUAUGGCAUACAGAGCGGAAAUUAUGGAGAACAAGAAGCGUGAUGCUGCUGGCACGGCUGUGUGGCCAUGUCGUCUGCGCACGAUUGCUGCAUUCGCCAAGCGUGAUCCUAUUAUUCUUGGCUGCGACAUUAUCGACGGCUCGUUGCGUAUCGGCACGCCGUUGUGUGUGGUCAAGGUUGAUUCAGCAACGCGCAAAAAAGAGGUCAUUCCGAUUGGACGCGUCACAUCUCUCGAAAUCAAUCAUAAGAGUCGUGAUGUCGUGCUGAAGAAGGACGUGGGUGCCGGUGUGGCCGUGCGUAUUGAGCCCAACCUGAAUGAUGCGCCCAAAAUGUUUGGCCGCCAUCUCGACGAAAGCGACGAGAUCUACUCCCAAAUUAGUCGUGCCUCUAUCGAUGCACUCAAGGACCACUUCUGGGAAGGCGUGACCAUCGAAGAGAAGCGGCUCAUCAAGCACCUCAAAGGCCUGCUUGACAUUCCGUAG
This is a messenger RNA of Malassezia restricta, 3096 nucleotides long. Its product is annotated as translation initiation factor 5B. Lineage: Eukaryota; Fungi; Basidiomycota; Malasseziomycetes; Malasseziales; Malasseziaceae. Gene Ontology annotation, molecular function: GTPase activity; GTP binding; translation initiation factor activity. The transcript has a single exon. The record is from RefSeq and is a predicted model, not a curated record. The coding region runs from base 1 to 3096 and encodes 1031 amino acids.